Messenger RNA from Vitrella brassicaformis, 3891 nucleotides. The record is from the annotation of a GenBank genome assembly. NCBI's taxonomy places the organism in Eukaryota, Vitrellaceae.
CGCCUAUUCCUGGAGAGUAGCUAUGCCUACCUCCCAUUCCUUUCCCUUCCACGGUGACGUCGAGGCUCGUUUGUGCCCUUCUCUUGCCGUCCCUGACCAUUCAGAUCUCAGCCGAUCUCUUGUUUCUCUCAUCCGCUUCGCACCUGCCUCCAUGCCUAUUUCCAGCCAAGCGAAGAAAGCGAACUCAAAAAAGAACGAGGACAACCGCUCCCACUUUGAGCGUGUGCAGCAGUUCUUCGGUCUUGGCAACGGAAGCAACCCCAUGGGCUGCCGUGUGAAGGGCUGCACUUUCCAAAACUGCCAGAAGACGGGCAAGCACUACUGCAAGAGCUGUGGCGACACGGACUCGGACCAUUUCGCCUCGGACUGCCCCCGCUUGCGCGGCGGACAGAACGCAUCGAAACACUCGGUAGGCAGGCACAACAACAGACCAACUGUUUCUUGCGUGUGUGUGCAAAGCUGAUCUGCUGUCUCUUGUGUUUCCGUUGCUGUGUGGCCUGCAGGGUGGCUCAUCAUCGUCAGGGCGGUCCCACGGCCACCACCCGCCCGACAGCCACGGCCACCACCGCGGCUACCAGGACAGAGAUCUCAGCCGCUCGAGGCAGCCAAGUUAUGAGCCCAAGCCCCUGUCCUGCCGUGUCAAGGGCUGCACUCACCCCAACUGCCAGAAGACCGGCAAGCACUUCUGCAAGAACUGUGGCGACACGGUACCUAAUAAAAUCUCAUGAGGCUUCGCCUGGGCUGCAUGACCCUUUCUUUUCUCGCCUGGCUGCUUGCGUGCAGGAUGCUGACCACUACUCGAAAGAUUGCCACAAGAAACCCGGCAUGCCCAUGCCGCAAGCGAUGCUUGACUGGGGACACACAUCCAACACGCACUCGGUAAGUGAGCAGAACACACCAUGCCAGUGCUGUGUGGGUGCAAUUGGUGUGUGUGGUGCUCUUCUCUGCUCCGCUCUCUGCUGCAGGUGCAUUCAUCGCCUCCGCUGUCGUCAUCGUCUUCCUCGUCUUCACCUUCGGCAGGCCUGUCGUCUCCCAGAGAUGAGGGCUCGUCUCUCGUCGUCCAUGCCAUCCUCACCCACCAUGCGGCGGAGCACGGACGCGCAAAGGACCCCGAGGACGUCACUCGUCUGCUGAGCGUGCUGCAGCAGCAAAUGGGCGGCCAGGGGAUCUCAUCGACCACGUUCCGUGGCGUGGAGAAGCUGUGGACCUCCAUCUUCAUCGACGAGACGCUGCCCGUCCUGUGUGACGUCCUGUCCAAGAGCGACCUCAGCUUUCCUCUCCGCCCCCCAUGCAGCAACCCACACAGCAAAAUGGAGAGACGGAUGAUGGCUCGCGAGUGCUUCGCCCUCGUCGGUGCGGGCUUCCUCUGCCUGCACAAGCACGACGAUCCAGGCAGCCUCAACUUUGACCGCCUGUUCGACAACAGCACACCCUCGGGCAUGGCCAAGCUGCAGUGCUUCAUCAACUACCUCGACACCAUGGCGCGGGCCAUCAAGGAGAACAAGAGCACCGAGACGGAUCGUGUGGUCAUCUUCCAAGCCCUGCAUAGCCCAGCGGCGGGGCUUCAGGAGUGGUCGGAGUCGACUGCCACUCUGGUGGACGUGCGAUUCGUGGAAGGCACCCAAGCAUCCAUCUUCGACUCGGAGGGCAUUAGGGGCGACUUCGCCAACGAGGACAUCGGUGGCGGAACGCUGGGAAACGGUACGCAGACCACCUCAGGGGACCCACAUACCUCCUUGAAUGUGUGUCUGUGUCUUGCCGCGUCUGUGUGAGUAUUUCAGGUGCGGUGCAGGAGGAGAUUCUGUUCUCGAUCGAGCCCGAGUGCCUCGUCGCCCGCCACCUCUUCCCCAGGCCCAUGGGAUCGACUGAGGCCUUCAUGAUCAUCGGCUCGAGGACAUUCAGCAAAACAUCCGGCUACGGCCGCGAGACCCUCAGCUUCGCCGGGUCUCUUCUCGACACCGCCACCAUGAUUCAGACACAAGCGGGUUCGUACCUGGACAAGUACAUCGUGGCCUUCGAUGCGGUCAACUUCGGCAAGCACGGGGGCGGUCAGCAGUACGACAAGACAUGUGUGCUGCGGGAUCUCAACAAGGCGUACACGGCCUUCCACUGCAACAGCCUGACGGUCGUCGGUGGCAUGCCAUUCGCGACGGGGCAGUGAACCACACGGACGGAAUGACAGUCACUGCCAUCCUCUCUGGCCUCUUCAUCUCUGUGUGUAUGCGUGUAUGUGCCCGUGCAGGCAAUUGGGGCUGCGGUGUGUUUGGCCGCGAUCCCCAGUGGAAGUUCCUCAUCCAGUGGUGUGCUGCGACUCUCGCUGGGCGAAAGCUUGACUACUACCCAAGAGACGAGAAGAGCCUGAUGGGCGCCAAGGACUUCAUGCACAGCCUGAAGGACGCUGGGUGCGACACUGUGGGGGGAUUGGUGCAGCUGAUGUGCGAUGGGCGCGUACGGAGGGCGAUCGGGCCUCACAUGUCGGCAUUCGACGCCAUCAUGGCGGCGCUCAUCGAGCAAAACACUCCGCCCUCGCCAUCGAAGGUCAGCCGCCUUUGCGCGCCUUCCUGCAUCAACCAGACUGAGUGCUUGUGUGUGUGUGUGUGUGUGUGUGCUUGCAGUCCCACCUGACCUAUCUUCCAUUGUCAAACGGGCACCAGACCUAUCGGCAGGCGUUGACCAACGGGCUGGCAGCACCACCACCGCCACACCCGGGAGAUGGUGGAUACGGCAUGGUGAGCCAACUUGCCGUCGGAGGUGCAGCUGGCAAUGUGCUCGUGUCUGCCUGUCUGUGUGUCUGUUUGUCAGGUACCAUCUGCGGCCCUUCCUGAGCUGUCGGCCCCCACCGCAGGGGGACACUACACCAAUGGGGAGAAUCCAAGAGAGGUCGGUCGAGACACGACGCUCACACACAUGUCACUGCUGUCUACUUAUCUGUAGGCUGUUUACGAAGGGACAGCAGCGAAGAAGGAGCGGCCUCCAAUGCUUCCGCCGCAGACAAACACGACGGCCAGCCAUGCGACCGAGUACGCCAAAACAAGUAGAGAGGGGAGACGCAAUGGUCGUGUAAGUGUUUGCUUCUGGUGCGCUGUGCUCAGAUUCAAUCACGUUUUUGAGUUCACGUUCCCAUGCACUCGCCCCAAGCCUUCAGUGGUGCUGCUGGCGGGCUCGUGGGACGGCUGGAAGUUUGCUUCAAUGCGGUGGUCAGCAAUAAACAACAGAUUCUACCGCCCCAUGCAUCCCCCCCCCGGCAAUUACGAGUACAAGUUCUUCGUCGACGAGGAGUGGCAGUGCUGCAAUGACCAGAAGAUGGAGAACGGCCCGUAUGGGCCGAACAAUGUGGUCACCAUCCGGCCUGACGGACACGCGGUGUGAGAGACAUGGCUGGCAAUGUGAGGCCGGGAGGGGGGAGGGGCGGGGAGGGUGAAUGUGUAAGGCUGCGUCGGAACUUCAAGUAAGGCGAUCAGGUCCCUGAUUGCGUAGUCGUAGUCUCGCUCUCUUUUCAUCUACGGUGGUUUUUGAUGACUGAAUGAAGUACGUGUGGGUGUUGCGUGAGAGAGAGUGCUUAAGGUCGUUUCGGCAUUCGCCAAAAGGCAGUCAGGCAUCGGAGCGGCGCAUACUACGAGUGAGUUUGAUCAAGGGAGGGAUGCGGGCUGUCUUAGCGAUUUCAAGCUAAGGUAGAGACAGGUUGUGGGGGUUUUUGAUGAAUGAAUGAAUGAAUGAAGUCCGCGUGGUUGGUGCGUGAGAGGCAGUGUGAUACUGCCAGAGGCAGCCAGGCAUUCCGUUGCUUACAUGCGUAGCAGUGAGUUUGAUCAAGGGCUGCCCGACACAGAUCGGCGUUGGGUCAAAUCGCGUGUGAGUGCCGCGUGUGUGUGCGUGACGGCUGCAUUCGGAUGC